CGGGAAAUGAUGGACGGCGAUGCGCCGCGGCGGCGACCCUGGGCCACACAAAAUCCUUCUUCUCUCCGAUGUUUCGCCAAGGUCAAGGCGCGCCCGGCACGGGAUGGCGCGCAGGUCGAUUGUUCUUUUCUGUACUGUGUAGUGUAGUGAAGAGGCGUGUUUGCCUGCCAUUGUUCAAAAUUUAUUUAAAAUAAAAAGUACAGCCGCAUCGGUUCCUCCCUCCAUCCCUCCAUCCCUCGCGUUCUUCUCGUACCCGAAGUUCGCUUCACCUCACCUUCCUCUCAGACCAGAACACACCAAACACAACAUCAUCUUCUUUGCUCAGGCGUUAUCGUGCAGUGUUAUUUGCGUUGGCUUCCUUCGGCUAUCACCAUAUUCAGUCGCUUUGACGACGCCCAUCUGUACGCCGUUCCGUUGAGGAACAAUCGUUGCCCGCCAUGUACCAGGCCAGCAACGUUUAUUUCAUUUGCGGCUUCUCCGCCAUUGGCGGUGGCCUCUUUGGCUUCGACAUCAGCUCCAUGUCGGGCGUGCUCGGCACCCAGGCCUACAAGCGCUACUUCAACAAUCCGGUCUCGUAUGCCCAGGGUGGUAUCACCGCUGCCAUGCCGGCCGGCAGCCUGGUCGGCUCGCUGAUGUCGUCCUUUAUUGCCGACAAGUACUCUCGCAAAGUCGCUCUCCAGAUCUCGUGCGUCCUGUGGAUCAUCGGCUCGAUCCUGAUGACGGCCGCCCAGAAUGUCGCCAUGCUCUGCGUGGGCAGGGUCAUCUGCGGCCUGUGCGUCGGUAUUGCCUCUUCGAUUGUUCCCGUCUACCAGGCCGAGAUUGCCCCCAAGGAGAUCCGUGGUCGUGUCGUCUCGCUGCAGCAGUGGGCUAUCACCUGGGGAAUCUUGAUCCAGUACUUCAUCCAAUUCGGCGCGGCUGAGGGCAUCGGCGGCGGCUCCAAGGACCCGAACCAGCCGACUGCUGCCUUCCGCAUCCCCUGGGGCGUCCAGAUGGUGCCGGCCUUCAUUCUCCUCGUCGGCCUUUUCUUCUUCCCGUACAGCCCUCGAUGGCUCGCGUCCAAGGAUCGAUGGGAGGAGGCCCUGGAGGUGCUCGCCAGGCUCCACGGCAAGGGCGAUUUGAACCACCCCAAGGUGCUUGCGCAGUACCAGGAAAUCGAGGAGGCCCUGCGCUUUGAGCGAGAGCAGGCUACGUCGUCCCUCAAGGUGCUUGUCUCGCCGCGGAUGCUGAAGCGCGUGGUGCUGGGAAUGAGCAUUCAAAUGUGGUCUCAACUUUGUGGCAUGAACAUCAUGAUGUACUACAUUGUCUACAUCAUGGAGGGCGCCCAGAUUGCUUCGCCCCUUGCGACAGCCUCGAUUCAGUAUGUGAUCAACGUCGCCCUGACGCUGCCCGCCAUCAUCUUCCUGGACAAAUGGGGCCGCCGGCCUUCUCUGAUCCUGGGCUCCUUCGGCAUGAUGACCUGGCUCUUCAUCUCUGGUGCACUCCAGCAAUACUACGGCCAGCCGAACACGGACCAGACGCGCAACGCGGACAAUAGCGACAUCACGUGGAUCGUGCUCAACAACCGGCCCGUCUCGUCCGCCAUCGUCGCGUGCUCCUACCUCUUCGUUGCCACCUUCGCCACGACCUGGGGCCCCGUCUCGUGGACCUACCCGGCCGAGAUCUACCCGAGCCGGGUCCGCGCCAAGGCCGUCUCCCUUUCGACCGCGUCCAACUGGUUCUGGAACAUGGUGCUCGCCUUUGCCGUGCCGCCGCUGCUCUGGAACAUCAACUACAAGAUGUACUACAUCUUCGGCGCUUUCAAUGCUGCGGCCUUCAUCCACAUGACGCUGUUCGCGCCCGAGACCAAGGGCUACACGCUCGAGGAGAUGGAUGAGGUCUUCGACUCGGGCCGACCGGCGUGGAAGGCGCACAAGAAGACCAGCCGUCUGGACGAGCUCCAGCGGGAGAUCGAGGCUGGCCACCUCAAGGUGUCCGUCCCCUUGGGCGGGCAGGCUGCUGCCGCCUCGGCUGCAGAGGCGGAGAAGAAGGCGGAGCCUACGACCGCGGCCACAGCCGCGCCCGGAUCUUGAAUCAAGCACAAGAUGCUUGAUGAACCAUGUGGAGGGUGGUCACAUUGGAAAGCUUACUUGAGUAGGAAAGCUGACUGGAGGAGGGGGAGCGAUCGAGCUCUAGUAGGAUUGUAAACUAGAGCUGCAGUGCCAAUAGUGACCACAUUACCCCGUUCUGCGGGGUUUAUGAACCGAUCUGUGAU
Molecule: messenger RNA, 2251 nt
Organism: Thermothielavioides terrestris NRRL 8126
Lineage: Eukaryota; Fungi; Ascomycota; Sordariomycetes; Sordariales; Chaetomiaceae
Exons: 8
Coding region: 438-2069 (543 amino acids)
Biological process (GO): carbohydrate transport; transmembrane transport
Cellular component (GO): membrane
Molecular function (GO): carbohydrate:proton symporter activity
Source: RefSeq, a predicted model, not a curated record